AUGUCGGGAGACCUAGCAGUUGAUCCAACCGUCAAUACAGAGGGCAGUGAAAAGAAAGAACCCAAAGCGAAGAAAACAGGCAAGGAGCAGAAGGAGAGAAGAGUGACCUCGAAAAAACGUGGUUUUCUAAAAAAAGGAGAGGAUAUCUUAGACGUAUCGGUUCACGCCAAGGCUGGGAGGAUCCGACGUGGUCCCAAUGCACUUGAAGACAGCGACAACCGGUUCGUAUGGUGUUCUGCUCUGCUAAAAAUUCCGUGCCGUGUCGGGUCGCUUUUCGAUGACGAUGCGCCACGUUGGCACUGA
Cylicostephanus goldi is the source of this 303-nucleotide messenger RNA. Lineage: Eukaryota; Metazoa; Nematoda; Chromadorea; Rhabditida; Strongylidae. The record is from the annotation of a GenBank genome assembly.